This is a messenger RNA of Scomber scombrus (Atlantic mackerel), 1246 nucleotides long. RefSeq names its product nectin-4-like. The record is from RefSeq and is a predicted model, not a curated record. The coding region runs from base 48 to 701 and encodes 217 amino acids. The transcript is spliced from 3 exons. Lineage: Eukaryota; Metazoa; Chordata; Actinopteri; Scombriformes; Scombridae.
GUGAACCUGUUGGACUACCUACUUCAUUAGCGGCAGGCUGCUCUGCCAUGGCUGCAAUAACACCUGCGCACCUGUGUGUGACUUUGCUCAUAUACAUGUGGGCGUUUGCUCCGAUCUCUUCCUCUGAAGAUAUUCUGAAGGUAAAAGUGAUGCCUGGAGGUGAUGCCCGUCUUCAGUGUCGGGGUGACACUGAAGACGUCAUCAUGUUACAGUGGGGAAGAUCUGAUCUGAACAAAGGUGAUUACGUCUUCUUCUUCAGAGAGAACCGACCGUAUGAAUCCCUCCAGUAUCCAUCUUUUCGUGGUCGAGUGCAGCUGAUGGAUCCACAGAUGAGGAACGGAAACGUUUCUGUGAUUCUGAAGAACGUCACCACCAACGACACUGGAACAUACGAGUGUCGAGUUUCAACUAAUGGCAGAAGACGCCGUAAGAGAGCCAGCAAGUUCACCCACAGGAUCCAGCUGACCGUCACUGAGUCAGACCAUGUUCAUGAACGUCACUCAGCUGGAAAGACCUUGACUGAAGAAGGCAAGGAUGAAGGUGUCCAGGAUGGAGGAAGCAAGGCUGGAAAAGUUGGAGCAAUAACAAGUGUGGCAUUGUUUGUUGUUUUUGGUGUUGCUUUUCUGCUCCAACAGAAACGUAAACUACAGGCAGAGCAGCCUGCCGCUAAUGAAGCAGAGGCCCUGAAUACAGGAGCAUAAGGAUGAAUGCAGUGUAAUGUAAUGUAUGAUUAUAUAGUUAUGAAAAUAUAAAUAUGAAUGGAUGAUCUCACUUAAAGCGAUGGUUCGGCUGUAAAGAAUAGUAAGUGUUAUAAGUAUGCUGGGUCACUCAAUUUCAGGUCAAACUCACCCAACCUAUAACUCAGCCUGAACCCAGCAGUUUUAAGAGUGUAAACCACUUUGAAGUAAAAGAUAUGUAUAACAUAUAAGUAUAAAAUGUUUUUGCAUAAUUUAUACUAUACUACUGAACAUAACUAUAGAACCAUAUGAUUAUGACGAAAACACAAUAUAUAUAUAUUUUUUUUUAAACAAAACUUAGUGUUAUACUGAAUUACCUUUUUUCUAUGGUUUAUUCUUGAGUAUAACUAAUAUAAAGACAUAGGUGACACUCCAAUGAACAUAUUUUCCUACUUUGAAAACCUCAAACGUCUUUGUCUAUAUAUCUUUUGUGUGGCUUCAGUUUUUACACUAGUGUUGUUGAACUGCCAAAGCUAAACUGAAAAUAAAAGACUCUUUGUUUCAGAAAA